AUGAGCAUUCCUGAUAAUGCGAAGGAGUUAUAUGUGAACUUUCUUCAAGAGGAAGUAAAUGAAAGAACCGCCGCUCACCAAGAAAAGCUGGUGAUGGUCCUUAACCGAGCGCUUUUCGCCUUAAAACAAUACCAAGAAUGCCUCCAUCAUCCUAAAGAUUUGCUAAAAGUCAAAGGCAUAGGUCAGACGACGAUGAACAAACUCUCGAAAAAGCUAAAAGAGUAUUGCGAUAAAAAUGGACUUUUAUUCCCGGAAGAAACAAAUGCUCCUGAGGAUACCCAAAACUCAACGCAAACCGAUAGCAAUUCAACCGUUACACAAAGAUCAAGAGUAAGAACUUUAGAACCAGUAGAUGAUGAAAGCCAAAACAGAAGGAAGCGAAGGAAGAAGCAAUACAUACCUCGAAACAGAAGUGGAGGAUUCGGAAUAUUACUAGGAUUGUUAGAACUUGGCUGCGACAGAGAUGGCAUGACGUGUACGCGCAGACAACUGAUAAAAGAAGCAGCUAAAUACUGUGAUCAAAGCUAUGAGAAAAAUCCAUCUACAAAGGAAUUUUACAGCGCGUGGAACUCAAUCAAAUCGUUAAAAAGUAAUAAUUUAGUCGUGGAGCAAGGCAGACCAUUGCAGUACAGCCUCACGGAAGAGGGUAAAAUACUGGCAGAAAGUUUAAAGUCGGCAAAUGAUAUAAAUUUUGAUCCAUCUAGUGCUUACGAACGGAGGAAAAGUAGGCACGAAGCCGGAAAUACGUCAUUGAUGACUGACGACGAGCUUAUGAACUCGGUAAAUUAUAGCAAUUUAAUGAAUAAUGCCAAUAUUUCUGCAGACAAGAGUUUAGAUUCGUCAAGAUUAUUUUUGGAUGCCACAAUUCAAUCUAGUAGAAUAGAAGGAAACACGGAAUCUGAACACGUGCCAAUUAGUUCAACGCCAGUGGCAGCUGAGCAGGGAUCAAAGGGCCGUUGGAAAGGUGUGAAAUACGAACUAUGGAAACCCGGCACCUAUGAUGUAAUCCUCUACAUUGAUCACAGAGAAGUCAGGUCAAAAGAUGAUAGAGGAUUCUUUCUUCGAAAGCUUUCCCAGAAGGGAAUAAAAGCAGAAUCAGCAAGUUUAACCAUAGGUGAUAUGAUAUGGCUUGCUAAGCAUAAAAAGAGCGGAAAACAAUGUGCAUUAAAUUUCAUUGUAGAACGUAAACGUUUGGAUGAUUUAGUUAUUAGUAUUCGGGAUAAUAGAUUUGCAGAACAAAAGAAUAGGCUCCAAAAAACUGGAUGCAAGCACAUUUUUUAUCUUGUUGAAGAGACUACAGGGGCCAAUGUUAGUGAUAGCGCAGAAAUGAUGAAAACUAGUAUAUGGACUACUGUUAUUUACAACGACUUUCAUAUCAAAAGGACGAGGAAUGCAGAUACUACUGUACAAUGGCUUACUGAUAUGUCGCUAAUAAUUAGCAAUCUAUAUUCGAAGAAGUCGCUUGUGGUUAUAAAUCAUGACAAUAUAACCAAUCAAGACAUAUACCUAACUUCGCUAAAGUUGUUUCGUAAGGAGUUUGAAAGAAACAAAGAGAUCGAAUGUUGUCAUAACUACGAGUCCAUGCAAUCUGCGAUGGUGAAGACGAAUUUGAUGACGGUGAAAGAGCUUUAUUUACGAGCGUUAAUGUCAGUCAAGGGUAUAUCACUUGAAAAGGCAUUGAUGAUACAAUCUAGAUAUCCUACUUUCAAGUCACUUUUAAAGGCAUUUAGGAACUGUCAAACGGAAUCUGAUGGGAAGCUACUAAUCCAGCAUGAAUUACGAGAUGCUCCAGGUAAUCGAAAAAUUGGCAAGACAUUAUCCAAUAUACUGUGGGAAACCUUUGGUAAAAUGUAA
Molecule: messenger RNA, 1854 nt
Organism: Kluyveromyces marxianus DMKU3-1042
Lineage: Eukaryota; Fungi; Ascomycota; Saccharomycetes; Saccharomycetales; Saccharomycetaceae
Gene: MUS81
Product: Mus81p
Exons: 1
Coding region: 1-1854 (617 amino acids)
Biological process (GO): mitotic intra-S DNA damage checkpoint signaling; double-strand break repair via break-induced replication; DNA catabolic process
Cellular component (GO): Holliday junction resolvase complex; nucleus
Molecular function (GO): crossover junction DNA endonuclease activity; DNA binding; 3'-flap endonuclease activity
Source: RefSeq, a predicted model, not a curated record